CUCAAGCACCAUAGAAAGCUACCAUGGCACGCUACCCUUCUCCCCUCUUCCAAAUCCUUUGCAUAUUACAGAUAGUCGCAUCCGGCAUCAUAGUAGUCUUCUUCUACGUCGCAUGGGCGGACAUCGCUAAGACUGUCGUAUUAAAGGAUGAUCUGGGGUUGGUAGAGAAGACCAAGAACCCGAAUGAAUGGCAUGCGCCUUGGUACUUCAAACUGCUCCACGGCACCGCCCAUCUCAGCCUUCUUUCAGCCAUCGUCCUAUUCGCUCUUCAUGCAUUCAAGAAGCUCUAUCCACCGUUCGGCCUCGUGCUCAACUUUUGUCUCACGUUCCUCUACAUUGCGGGCGUUGCGGGCGUGGCGGCGUUCUCCUUCGCUCUGGGCCUUGUCGGGAAGUGCGAUUCUGGCAUGGGAUGCAUUGCGUAUAAAGUCGCGUUCUUCACCGCACAUGUAUCAGGACUACUCGCAUGGGCCAUGAUGCUACUAGACGCGUAUACUUUCGGCCAAACGAGAUCCCAAACGGCUGGCUAUCAGAAAUUCAACGAAGACAGCGCUGGAUUGCUUCCACUUCGGAGUAAGGGAAUGGUGGCGACCGCGUACGAGCCGACUCGUAGUUGAUGGGCUGAGUAGAUCAACGUCCUCGUCUUUCCUUGUGCAACACAAUGCUUCGUCGCAGAGUAGAACCUGUAAUGUCUUUGUAAAUCUCACGCUCUAAAAUUCACUUGAACAAUACAUCCGCU
This is a messenger RNA of Mytilinidion resinicola, 736 nucleotides long. RefSeq lists its product as uncharacterized. The record is from RefSeq and is a predicted model, not a curated record. Bases 24 to 614 code for a protein of 196 amino acids. The transcript has 3 exons. Lineage: Eukaryota; Fungi; Ascomycota; Dothideomycetes; Mytilinidiales; Mytilinidiaceae.